Soboliphyme baturini is the source of this 1446-nucleotide messenger RNA. Lineage: Eukaryota; Metazoa; Nematoda; Enoplea; Dioctophymatida; Soboliphymatidae. The record is from the annotation of a GenBank genome assembly.
AUGUUUGCCUUCGAAUCAGCCGCAGUAGUCAAAAUAGUCAGAAGCAAAAUAAUCGUGAUUGACGCUUUGGCUGGCAACGUCGAUCGAUUUGAUCUCCGUAGACGGGGCGGAAAAAAUGAAGAUGUGGGUCAGCAGAUGGCCAAGAAACGGUUCAACGGUUGGCUUUAUUUCUACCCUCGAUGCGAACGUCGAGUGGAAUUUUUUGCACCCAGUCGCCGAGCAGAGGAAAAGACACAGUUAAGACAAGAGCGAUGUAGCAAGAAGAUCAGCGGAAGAUGGUCGUCGUUGUUCCUCAUUCGGUUUCGGCACGAGGAAGAGGAAAGAGGCGCCAUACCUCUGCAUGCCGCAGCAACGAUACCCGCUGCCGUCUCGGCUGCCGGCUGGCCGGCCGCCGCCACAGCAGAGGCAGAGGAGGCAGAGGAGGCAGAGGCAGCGGCAGCGGCGGCGGCCACCUCGUUCUUGAGGCCAUGUGCUUGUGCAAUUGCGAGUCUCAUUGGCCUCGAUCAGGCCUUCCGUCGUAGCCGCCGUUGGAGAGUGACGACGACGGUGUUCGGCAUCGAGCAGCGGGAGCAGUUGUGCGCGUGUGCAUGCGGCGUACCUCACGUAGCGACCGUUCGUCCAUCCUUUCUCUCAUCGGUUAGUGCCGCAGCCAGGUGCGGUCGUCGAUCCGUGCGCGAACCAACCUGCCGACCGAUCUGCCAGCUUCACGUAAGCCGGCCGUUGCUAAUCACUGACGACGACGACCCGGUGUCCACAGAGGCGAUGUCCAUCGACCACUCGGUUCACAUCGGCCACUGCACCAGUCACAUUCCGUUCAUCGGCUACUUCAAAAGACUGAGGUUCGAAAGUGAGGAGUUGGAGCACCUGUACCACCAGUACAUAUUCGGUGCCCAGAAGACGGCGUUGCUGCAGAUCGUGUCCGUGCUGUUCGGCCUGUCCGCGACGUUGGCCGUGCUCAUCUUCAUCUUCAGCAAAGACACGUUGUCCGUGCUCAGCGUCUACCUGGCGUUGCAGGUGGCGUUGUGCCUCUGUCUGCUGCUGGUGCUAAUCUGGAAGUCUCACAGCAGGCAAGUGGUGCAACGGAUCGUCUACGUGACGCUGACCUCCCUGUUCCUCUUCACUCUGUUGUCGCUGCCCCUCGACUUGUUCAACGCGCCCAUGCGACACCCUCAACGUUUCAGCUAUGCCGACGGAUUAUGGCAACUGACGUUCUUCGUCUUCUCCAUCUACACCAUGCUACCGUUGCCGACGCUGCUGUGCAUCGUCAUCGCCGUGCUGAUGACCAUCGUCUACCUACUGGUGGUCAGCUUCGGCCAUCACCUCUUCCAACAGUUCGUCAUCGCGCAGGUAUUCCACUUUUCUACGUGUCCGUCCGUCUAUGCCUUGUGUUUCUUCAUGAAAUAUCAACGCUGCCCCCUUAAACCGUUUCCUGUCCCCCUGUCAUAA